Diaporthe citri is the source of this 1161-nucleotide messenger RNA. RefSeq lists its product as uncharacterized. The transcript is spliced from 4 exons. The coding region runs from base 1 to 1161 and encodes 386 amino acids. NCBI's taxonomy places the organism in Eukaryota, Fungi, Ascomycota, Sordariomycetes, Diaporthales, Diaporthaceae. The record is from RefSeq and is a predicted model, not a curated record.
AUGGGAGGCAAAGUCUGGAGCAAGCGGGAAGAGGCGAUCUUCUGGCUGAUCUUGGCCAUUCUCUUCCCUCCUGGACUGCACCAGGAGACCAAGGGUGUCAAGAAGGGCCGAAGUGAUAUUCACAAGUCGUGGGAGCCCUUCCCGGAGAUGAUGAACCGAUACUGGCGCGAAAAGUAUCCGGGAGAGGAUCCCCCACGAAAAUACACCGCAGUGUCGAUGUAUGAGCAUUAUUUCCAGAACUUCGUCCAGGGAAAACUCUCCCCCAAUGCGAAACCAUUCGUCGAGGAGUACAAGGCUCGGCUCAAAAAGGCGGCUGAGAAUCCUAAGUCUAGCUCUGACAACGAAGAACCCGAGUCUCGCGAGCUGAGCAUAGUUUCCGAGUCUAGCGAGCAGAGCGUCCCUGAGUCCACCAAGGCAAAAGAGUCCGAACCCAGCGAAACCGCUGUCUCGAUUCCCACGAGUGCGAUCUCCCAGCAGAGUGCCCGUCAGCAAAUCGCCUGCGAGGCUCCUCCACCCCCGAACUGCCGUCCCAUCAUGUUGCCCUGCCAGGCUAAGGCCCAAGCUCAGGAGCCAUGGGAGAAGAAAUGGCAGAAGAAAUUGGAGGAAAUUGGAAAAAAGCGUGUCAGCUACGAUCAUGGAAGCCAAGAGCGUCCCGGUAAACGCCUUCGGACGAUGGGCAUCAGUCACCAUGAUAUCAACAUGUCUGCGCCCAAGGGCCUUCCGAACCAGCACGAUAUGCCUGCAGAGCAGAAUGCCAACGAUGGCGACCAGUUUACCCGAGUCCCUCCUGCACACAUGAGCUUUCAGAACCAGAACCGCAUGCCUGUACAGCAGAAUGCCAACGGUGGCGACCAGUUUGCCGGGUUCUACCCUGCGCACAUGGGCUUUCAGAACCACAACGGUCCUCCGCACAACAACUGGCAUCAGUUCAACAUGGUUGCGACCUAUCCCGGCCCCACCACCGGUCACCAUGGUUCUCAGAACAGUACCGACCUCUUUAUCGACCACAACGGUACCCAAGUCAACUACCGUGGUGUCACCGGCCCUGGUCUUGUCCAGAACGAUUCCAACUCAUUCAUAAGUCAUGGUGCUGAACAGUCGAGCCACAGCACUGUCAACGGCCGCGGUGAUGCUCAGAAGAGGAAGCGUUCAGACCUGUGA